This is a messenger RNA of Scaptodrosophila lebanonensis, 504 nucleotides long. RefSeq names its product histone H1-like. The record is from RefSeq and is a predicted model, not a curated record. The coding region runs from base 1 to 504 and encodes 167 amino acids. Lineage: Eukaryota; Metazoa; Arthropoda; Insecta; Diptera; Drosophilidae. The transcript has 2 exons.
AUGUCUGAUUCUAUCGUUGCUGUUACAUCGGCCGCCUCUCCGAUUGCCAUUGCACAAGCGGAGAAAAAGGUCACUGUCAAGAAGGCAACUGCCGCCAAAUCGAAAAAAGCUACAGCUCCACCAUCACAUCCGCCAACCCAGCAAAUGGUCGACGCGUCAAUCAAGAAUUUGAAGGAGCGCGCUAAAAAGAAGUCGAGCGGCGUCGCCAAGAAGGCCUCUGCAGCCGGUGACAAGAAAUCUAAAGUUAAAAAAUCUGUUGCCACUAAAAAGACUGCCGAGAAAAAGACAAAGGAGAAGGCAAAGGCAAAAGACGCAAAGAAAAGUGGUACAGUUAAGGCAAAAUCAACUACAUCGAAGCCUAAAUCGAGUGCUGUAAAACCAAAAACUCCAAAGGCCAAAACUACUACUACUAGUGCCAAGCCAAAGAAGACAGCAUCGGCACCGAAAAAACCAAAGGCUGCAGCUUCCGCCAAAAAGGCAAAGACAGCAGUAGUCAAGAAAUGA